Vigna umbellata (rice bean) is the source of this 2950-nucleotide messenger RNA. It is a transcript of the gene KPL, whose product is annotated as kokopelli. The record is from RefSeq and is a predicted model, not a curated record. Lineage: Eukaryota; Viridiplantae; Streptophyta; Magnoliopsida; Fabales; Fabaceae.
CAGCUAUGAUGCCGAUGGUGUGAUGCAGUGAAGGAGGGUAUUUUGAUCUUUUUGUUCUGGUAUGGGUUCAGUUAGUAAUAAUGGGUUAAAGAAAGUAACAGCCUUUAUUUUAUUCAUAUAGCAGUUACAACUUGCAACUGUUACCGAUUUUCAAAUUACGCGCUUCUUCGUUUCGUUCCAUUUCAUUUCACGUUCGUUUUUCAGCCUCUGUUUCAUUCACAGAUCAUUCGCCGCAACGCAGGUUCUUCGUUAAUUUGAUUUUCUGAUUUAAACGGUUCGUUUUGGUCACCAUUACGCUACGCUGCCAGUUUCUGAGGCAAAAACGAAUACCAGAAGAGCUCAUUCCAAUGGAAUUUGAGGAAGCGCAUAACAAUUUCCUCGCUAUAAGACUGUUAUAUAGACUUCUCGAAGAUAAUAGCAUCGCCUUGCAAAAUUCAAAUCCAAAGCAUUUGGUUGAGUGGGCACGAGAUUUAUUGAAAAGUUUACUGGAUGUUGCUGUUGAAAGUGUUUUUGAGACUCAUUUAAAGUGGCAGGAAUCAAAUUCUCUAGUGAAAUAUCCAACUUGUAGUAAAAUGACUUCAGAGAAGGAUGAGCAGCCUCAGUUGAGAUUAAUUUCAAAGAAACAACUGCCAGAGCUGUCAAAGUUUAGUAUCUCAGAUGACGGAGGAACAAAAUGUAAAACAUUAGACUGUAUAGAUGAGGAAAGCAGUUCGAUGCAACAGAAUGCAGUAAAGGCAACAGGCCUGUCUGAUGAUAUUGACAGUUUGCCCUAUACAGAGAGUAUCCAUAGCAAACAACAGCAAAAUGAUGUAAACCCUUUAUAUGGUGAUGGUGAAGAUGCAAAAGAAUCUUUACAAAUGUUUGAUUCAAAAGAUGAUGAGCAAAAUGAAAAGAAUAAUGUAAUAUUGCUGAACAGAAUCCAUGAAGCGCAAAGAAACUCUGAUGCUGCUGGACAGGUUGAACAUCUGAAUCAGAAGGGAGAGUUCUCUGAUGAUUUGGUUAAUGCAAUAAAAAGAAUUGAGUCUCGGAUUUUGGCUUUCCAAAUUUGUUCCAAUGUGAUGGAUUCCACUAAGAACAGUGCAGGUCAUCUUACUACACUUGAAGCAGCAAAUUCAGACGGUCCUGCAAUGCAGAGAAACAGUGGAGUUUCAGGGAAUCAGAUGAGCAGUGGAAAGUCCCUCUUGAAAGGACAUAGGUUGAUGAGUCAAAAAACAUUUAAAUCGAGUUGUAAGGAUGAAAAUUCGAUUUCUGAAAGUGCAUUUGAGGAAUCCCUUUUUCGUGGAAAGGAAUCAUUGAAUCAAAGUCAGAUGGCAAAUCAGAACUAUUGCCUUCAAAAUAGUGCAGAGUCUGCAAAGAAUAUUGAUGUACCGAAGCAAAGUAGUACCCAGAUGGUAUCAAGAGGAGAGUGCUUGAGCAAUCAUGAAAGAAUUCAAAAUUCAGAACGAAACAUAGCUAUAGAUAGUGUGAAGCCAAUAGAUAGGUUAGUUAGCGGUGAUGCCUAUUUUGGGACUCGAGCUAGUAAGGGUAUUCAAGGUUUCAGGGUCCCUUUGAAUCAAGACAAUAAUAGUAAGAAACAUUCCAUGUUAUUAAGUAAAACAAACAGGGAAAGUUCAGCAAGAAAAAAUCCAGUGGCAUGGUCUAAGACUGAUCAGAAUCCGAGGGAAAUGAUUUCUGAAUCUUCCUAUACUCAGAAGUCAGCUAGAUCAAAGACCAUUAUUACAAGGAGAGAAAAACCACCACCUCAUCAGAUGGUAAUGAAACCAACCCUAUUGGAUCAGAGAUCCAGUGACAUUAAGGUAAAUUCCCAUAAACAUAGAGACAGGAGAAAGACCCUUAACACUAGUCAUCUUGAACCACGGAAUACAAAGGUUCUACAACAACAUCUUGAACGGGAGGAAUCAAGCUCAAGCUCAAGCUCUAAGUUUGACUCUGACUCUUCUAGCUGGAGUUCUCAGCAAGGUAGUGCCAAUAGUAGUAGUAUUGACUCUGAGGACUAUUCCUUGUCAGAUGGAACACAGUGUCCCUCAUCAGAAAGGAUGGUGGAUGCUGCAUAUGAGGGCAGUUCAGAGGGGACUAUCAAUUCAUAUCUCGAGAUGGAUGAUGACCCUUCUCCUAGAUUAGGAAGUUUCAAAUCUUAUAGACAUCACCAUGAAAGAUAUCAUAAGGAAACAACUGGAAGAUUAAGGAGGCUGAAAAAUAAGUUGGGACUAAUCUUUCACCACCACCAUCAUCACCAUCAUCAUCAUGAUGAUCAUGGUAAUUCUCAUUCUAGAGAAGGUCAUGGACCUACUAAGUGGAAUCACUUGCAAAAUGUCUUCCACCAUAAAGACAAGCAUGGAGUGUUAACAAAAAAUGUUGAGAAGACAAAGGGAGGGCCUGCUGCAAAAGUGUUGUCCGGAAACCAGGUUGGGCAGUUUAAUAGACUUGCGGAAGGGGUACUGAGACACAUCCGGCAUUCAAAGAAACCAAAGCCUCCCAAGCUUGAUGUGGUGAAACAGUCAAGGAAUAAGUCACAUGGACAUAAUCAGAAGAAGUUGCUUUGGUUGCAAAUCCUUAGAAAACAACGAGGAGUGAAGAUGAAAAACCAAGGCAGAGCUAAAAUGGGAUUUAUGAGCCAAAACUCACUAAAGAAUUAUUGAUUGAUUUUGGUUGCGCCUAAGAAUUUCUCAUCUCACAGCUAUUACCUUUACGCUCGUAGUAUUCAAAACUCGUAUCAGAUUGGCAGAACAGGUAUGUCCUAUGAUUUUCUUCUAUUUUGGCUAUGUUGAAUGGAAGCUUUGUAACACUUGAAAUUCAUAGAUAUGGACCCAAUGAUGCAGCAUUUUGUAACUGCAUUGUUAUUCGGAUUUUAUUAAUAUGUAUUCAUAAUUAUACUGGGUAUGCUUGUUAUUCUUGGUACUCAAAGCAGGGUCGUUGCAUUCUUUGUUUAUUUGAAUUAGUUUUAUAAGUU